Messenger RNA from Xyrauchen texanus (razorback sucker), 8390 nucleotides. RefSeq names its product AT-rich interactive domain-containing protein 1A-like. Gene Ontology annotation, cellular component: nBAF complex; SWI/SNF complex; brahma complex. Gene Ontology annotation, molecular function: DNA binding; nucleosome binding. The transcript has 20 exons. The coding region runs from base 228 to 6986 and encodes 2252 amino acids. NCBI's taxonomy places the organism in Eukaryota, Metazoa, Chordata, Actinopteri, Cypriniformes, Catostomidae. The record is from RefSeq and is a predicted model, not a curated record. Gene Ontology annotation, biological process: positive regulation of DNA-templated transcription; regulation of transcription by RNA polymerase II; chromatin remodeling.
CACACAAACACACACACAUUUGUGUCGGUUAAAUUAAUUCCCGGGACCUUUAUUUAUAUUCAACAAGAAACUUUUUGUACUUUAAAGAACCGUAUUCGGGAGACAAGACCGAAUUCGGUCUGAAAAGUCGAGGGAAUGAUACGGGACACGGGCACGUCUUUAUAAGAGCGUUGUAUUUAUAUUCAAAGUGACUUGCAGUGAAAGAGCGAGCGAGAGAGAGGGAUAUCAUGGCCGCUCAGGUCGCCACUCUCAACACUAGUCCGCCCGUCGAACUCAAAAAGCCGGAGCGGGAGCCGCACGACGACUCGGUGCUCGGAGAGAAGCAGCCGGAAAACAAGGAGCCCCGCGCCGACGGUGGAUCCCCGGGCCAGAAGGAGCUGCAAGACGGGGCUGAUGUGGGAAAUGCUGCUGCUGGGGGAGGAGGAGGAGACCCUGACAUGAAGAACGGCAACGGUAACCCGUCCAUGGUGAACAAUAACAAUAACCAGAAUGAUUCCGAGGGGAACAACCACCCCGGCAUUACGCACCACCACUCGGGCGCCUUCCCUCCACCUCCUUACGGCUACAACCAGCACUACAACCGGGCCCCUUUUCAUCAACAUGGCGGACAACAAAGCCCUGGCAUGGCAGGGCCGGCUGUGAUGGACCCAUACCCGCCCAAUUCACACGAGCACGGCUACCCCAACCACUUCAACAACUACAGCUCCUUCCCGAACCGGACACAGUACAACCAGGGCCAAGGGUACGGCAUGAAUUCCCCGCGGAACAGCCAGGCGCCGGCGGCCGGGGGGCAGCCAGGCAAGCAGCCGCCGCCAGGAGGAACCGCUCCGAUGGUCGCUUCCUACAACAACCAGAGGUUUAACAUGGGAACCCCUCAGCCCACCUCCACCCCGACUUUAAACCAGCUCCUGACCUCUCCCAGCUCCACCAGGAGCUACCAAAACUACCCACCCAGUGAGUACAGCAGCCAGGAAGGAGCUGCAAAGGGACCAGGGGACAUGGGCAGCAGUGGUCCGUAUGGAGUGGGCCAUCCGGGCUGGCAACAAAGAAGCCAUCACCCUUCUCCAAUGAGCCCGGGAAACACUGGACAAGCCCUCAGCAGAAACCAGCCCCCUGUUCCCAUGGACCAGGUGGGAAAGAUUCGAGGGCAGCACUACGGUUCAGGAAACCCCUAUACUCAGCAGCAGGGGCCUCCCCCAGGCUCCCAGCAGGGAACUUCCUACCCAGCACAGGCUUAUGGACCUCCGGGACCUCAGAGGUACCCAAUAGGCAUGCAGGGACGAACUUCUGGAGGCAUGAGUGGAAUGCAGUACGGACAACAGAUGGGCUACGGACAGCAUGGCCCAGGUGGUUAUGGCCAGAACCAAGGUGGCUACUAUGGACAACAGGGACCUUCUCCCCUAGGAGGCCCCCAACAGUCUCCAUACCCUCAACAGCCCCCUGCUGGACCAAGCACCCAGCCUCCAUACUCUCUUCAACCCACUGGCCCUCCCCAUGGCCAGAGUGGACCCCCUUACAGUCAGCCUCAGGGCCCCCACGGUCCCCCUCAGGUCCAGCCUCCAUACUCCCAGACUCCUCAGUCACAGACAGGCCAGCCUCCUUACACCCAGUCCCAGGGAACCCCACAGUCCCAGGGUCCCUCUCAGGGCCAGCAAGGGCCUCAGUCGCAGCCUGCAUACCCUCAGCCAUCUCCCGGUACAGGGCAAGGUCCCUCUCCACAGCAGCAGGGUCCACCACAGUCACAGCCACCAAACUCGGUACCCCCACAGUCAUCCCAGCAGCCUUCUGGACAGGGUCAGCCCUCGCCCUUCUCACAGACCCCUCCUCUGCAGUCUCAGCAACAACAACAGCAGCAACAGCAGUCAUCCUUCCAACGCUUUCCACCACCACCACAGGAGCUAUCUCAAGACUCUUUCAGCUCCCAGUCAUCAGCUCCAUCUUCCAAUCAGCCCAUGGUGUCCAGUAAGAGUGGACCAGAGGAGAACAUGCAGGGACGACCUUCCAGUCUACCUGAUCUGUCAGGCUCCAUUGACGAUCUCCCCACGGGCACUGAAGGUGCUUUAAGCCCAGGUGUGAGCACUUCAGGUGUGUCUAGCAGUCAGGGAGAGCAGAGCAACCCAGCGCAGUCACCCUUCUCUCCCCACACCUCCCCUCACCUACCUGGCAUCCGCGGUCCUUCACCCUCACCUGUCGGCUCACCCGCUAGUGGUGCUGCCUCACGCACGGGACCCCUCUCACCUGGAGCCAUGCCAGGAAACCAGAUGCCCCCCAGACCCUCUAGUGUCCAGUCAGAUGGCAUGUUACAUUCCUCCUUGGGUCAGGAUAGAGUAUAUAUGAGAAACCCACAGAUGCCAUACGGCUCUCCUCAACCGGGAUCCAAUUUAUCUCCACGGCAAUCAUCUGGAGGCCAAAUGCAUGGAGGGGUGGGUCUCUUCCCACAGAACAACUCCAUGGGCAACUAUGGACUGCAGGGUGGCCAGUAUGGACCACAAGUUUACACGAGGCCACCAGGUUAUGGAGGCAUGCCUAACACUAAUUAUCCGGGUGGUCCUGGAAUUGGCGGCUCCAUGAAUCCUAUGGCAGGGCAGGGUGGAGGGGGGCCAUACGGAGGGAUGCCUCCUGGGCGCAUGGGUCCGGGGCAGAUGGGUACAAGGCCGUAUGGUCCCGGUAUGACCCCCAACAUGGGUCCCAACAUGGGCUGCUUGCCGGCAUCAGGGAUGUGUCCUCCACCUGGAAUGAACAGGAAGCCCCAGGAUCCUGCUGUGGCAGGCAUGCAUCACGGCCCAUCCAACUCAAUACACAGGCCUCCUGGUUAUCCCAACAUGGGUCAAGGCAUGAUGGGAGCUGGGUCUCCGUAUGCCCCGCCCAUGAACAGCAUGCAGGGAAUGAUGAACCAAGCAGGACCAUACCCAAUGCCUGGCAAUAUGGCCAACAACUCCGCAGGCAUGGCUCCCAGUCCAGAGUUUGGCAUGGAUAAACUCAACCAAUCCCAGAAGUUGAAUAACAAAGUUGAUGGGACUCCUAAGACCGAAUCGAAGAAGAAAUCGAGUUCCUCUACCACCACUAAUGAGAAGAUCACUCGUUUGUAUGAACUGGGUCCAGAACCAGAGAGGAAGAUGUGGGUGGACCGUUACCUGGCGUUCGCCGAGGAGAAAGCCUUGGGGAUGAGCAAUCUCCCCGCAGUGGGCCGCAAGCCCCUCGACCUCUUCCGCCUCUACAUGUCUGUCAAAGAGAUUGGCGGCCUCACUCAGGUGAACAAGAACAAGAAGUGGAGGGAAUUAGCCACUAAUCUUAAUGUGGGCACAUCUAGCAGUGCAGCCAGCUCUCUGAAGAAACAGUACAUCCAGUGUCUGUACGCCUUUGAGUGCAAGAUCGAGCGAGGAGAAGACCCGCCUCCUGACUUCUUCAACAGUGAUCCAAAAAAGAACCAGGCCAAGGUCCAGCCUCCAUCACCAGCUGGAUCAGGAUCUUUACAGGGUCCUCAGACGCCUCAGUCAACCAGCAGCUCCAUGGCCGAGGGUGGAGACCUGAAGCCCCCUACACCUGCCUCAACACCGCAUAGCCAAAUGCCCCCCAUGCCAGGUGCAAGGAGCAGUGUCAAUUUGCAGGACCCGUUUGCUGAUGGUGGGGAUCCAGCCUUUGGCAGACGUAACUCGGUGACCCCUAAUUCAGGUUAUCAGCCUGGUAUGGGUGGACCAGACAUGAUGGGCCGUAUGGGACCUUAUGAGUCCAAUAAGGACCCCUUUGGUGGUAUGAGAAAAGCGGGUGAGCAGUUCAUGAGUCCAGGUCAAGGCCCAAACAGUGGCGUGGGUGAACAAUAUAACCGAGGCCCUUCAGGACCUAUGAGUAAUAUGCAGAUGGGUCAAAGACAACAGUACCCAUAUGGUCCAGGAUAUGACCGACGACCAGAUUCAAGUAUAGGCCCAGAUGGUAACAUGGGUCCACAGCCUAACAUGAUGCCUUCCGGUGCAGAUGCAGGGAUGUACUCACCCAACAGACCCCCACAGCAGCAGAGGCAUGAUUCUUACAGUAAUCAAUACCCUGGCCAAGGUGCUCCUCCUAGUGGACCAUACCCAAACCAGCAGCCAGGAAUGUACCCACAACAGCAACAGAAUUACACACAGAAGAGGCCAGUUGAUGGUGUUUAUGGUCCUCCUGCAAAGCGUCAUGAAGGGGACAUGUACCCCUACAGUGGUCAACAGCAGGGACCCCAGGCCCCAGGUGGACCUCAGUCCCAACCAGAAAUGUACAACCAGUAUAACACCUAUCCUGGCUCAGACAGACGUGCACCUGGUCCACAGAGCCAGUUUCCAUUUGGUUUUGGGCGAGAUCGAGGGCCUAAUGCGAGCGGCCCCAAUUCCCAGUCCUCUAUGCUACCACAGAUGAUGGGUAGCUCCAUGAGUGGCUCCAUGCCAUCAGGCCCCGAUGGACCCCAAGGUUCCAUCUGGCCUGGCCGUAAUGAGAUAAACUACCCUAACUAUCACAAUCGCCAGGGGGGCCCUGGUGUCCCCUCUCAGGGCCCAAGCUACCACGGCAUGAAUCGCUCUGAAGACAUGAUGACUUCAGACCAGCGCAUGAACCAUGAGGGUCCUUGGUCUGGCCAUGUUAACCAGCGGCAGCCCCCAUAUGGGCCUGGAGCAUCUGGACAACCAAUGUCCAGACCUCUUCAGCCCAACUAUCAAUCUUCCCAGAACCACAUUCCACAAGUGUCCAGCCCUGCACCCAUGCCACGACCAAUGGAGAACAGAACCUCACCCAGCAAGUCCCCUUAUAUGCACUCGGGGAUGAAAAUUCAGAAGGCUGGACCUCCGGUUCCUGCCUCACAUAUUGCCCAGCCGCCAGUGCAGCCCCCUCUGAUACGGAGAGACGUGGCAUUCCCACCAGGUUCAAUAGAGGCCUCUCAGCCCCUUCUGAAACCACGUCGCCGCGUUACCAUGAAAGAUAUUGGAACACCAGAGGCCUGGAGAGUCAUGAUGUCCCUAAAAUCAGGCUUGUUAGCUGAGAGCACUUGGGCCUUAGACACCAUUAAUAUUCUUCUAUAUGAUGACAACAGCAUUUCUACCUUCAGUCUGAACCAGCUUCCUGGUUUCCUUGAGCUCAUUGUUGAGUACUUCCGAAGGUGCCUCAUUGAGAUCUUUGGCAUCUUGAAAGAGUAUGAGGUUGGAGACCCUGGGCAACGUACCCUGAUUGACCCAGAUGCUAUUGACCCUGAAAUGUCUGAUGAGGAGGGGCCAGAGGCAGAGCAGAUGGAAGAUGAUGAAGAGGAUGAUGAAGAUGAUGCAGAGAACAUUAUUGUGCAAACAUCACAGGUCCAGAUCAAGCAGGAGAAAGAGGAGAAUACAGUGGUCCAAAAAUCCAAUGACAAGCUUGACCAAGAGAAGGAAGUAGAAGAUUCUUCUUUUAAAGAUCUCCUCAGAUCAUCUACUCCUUUGCAAGACAUGAGUGCUGCCCAGGAGAGGCCAAAGCAGGCUAGUAAAUUCGACAAGUUACCCAUCAAGAUAAUGAGGAAGAAAGACCCAUUCGUGAUAGGGCAGACUAGUAAAUUGGGCCGGCGACAAGCCUUUGAAAGUGGUCUGAUCCAUUGGAGUGUGGGUGGUGGAGAUAACACAGAGCAUAUACAAACCCAUUUUGAGAGCAAGAUGGAGCUGCUGAAGCUGCGGAAACGGGUGCCAGUGAAUGUUGAGCCUCAUAAAAAGGUACCUCAAGUAGUGAAACCUGUUAUGGAUGACACUGAGAAGGCGCAGACAAGUGAAGAACAGCAAAUACCACAAGUACAACUACAGCCUUCCACAGAACAUCCUGCAGAGGACAAAACCACUACAACUGCUUGCACGUCAAUGAGCAUAACGGCCACCUUUGAUGAUGUCCUGUCGGCUCGGCAAGGCUGUGUGACCGAGGAAGCAGUCCGAGGCAACCAUGAGAGUGCCAAAGCGAACAAAAAGUUUCUCUUUGGCAUCGACCUUUUGCAACAGAGUCGUAAUAUCAAGAUCUUGGAGGAUGAGCCGCACAGCAAGGAUGAGACCCCACUCUGUACGCUCUCAGAUUGGCAGGAUGCCCUUUCUCGGCGCUGCAUCUGCGUUUCCAACAUUGUUCGCAGCCUUUCCUUUAUUCCGGGUAAUGAUCUGGAGAUGUCAAAGCAUCCAGGUCUUUUGCUAUUAUUGGGCCGGCUUGUCCUACUGCACCACCGGCAUCCUGAACGCAAGCAAGCCCCAGUCACCUACGAGAAAGAGGAAGAAGAGGACGAAGGUGUCAGCUGUGAGCGAGAUGAGUGGUGGUGGGACUGCCUUGAGGUUCUGCGGGAGAACUGCUUGGUCACAUUAGCAAAUGUCUCAGGCCAGUUGGACCUUUCCAUCUACCCUGAAAGUAUUUGCCUGCCGCUGCUAGAUGGCCUGCUUCACUGGGCCGUGUGCCCUUCGGCAGAAGCCAUUGACCCCUUCCCUACAUUGGGGCUCAGUGGGACUCUCUCUCCCCAGAGACUGGUCCUCGAAACCCUCAGUAAGCUUAGCAUCCAUGAUAACAAUGUUGACCUCAUUCUGGCUACAGCGCCUUUCAGCCGUUUGGAGAAGCUCUAUGGCUCACUUGUGCGGAUGGUCGGUGAGCGCAAAGUGCCCGUCUGUCGGGAAAUGGCAGUGGUGUUGUUAGCUAACCUGGCGCAAGGAGACAACGUCGCAGCUCGGGCUAUUGCUGUGCAGAAAAGCAGUGUUGGAAAUCUUCUUGGCUUCCUGGAGGACAGUCUUGCAGCCACUCAGUUUCAUCAGAGUCAGGGCUCGCUGCUGCACAUGCAAGGUGCACACUUUGAGCCCACUAGUGUGGACAUGAUGCGGCGGGCGGCGCGUGCCCUGCACGCCCUUGCCAAAGUAGAAGAGAACCACUCUGAGUUCACGCUGUACGAGUCACGGCUACUGGACAUAUCGGUGUCCCCACUCAUGAACACUUUGGUGUCCCAUGUAAUCUGUGACGUACUGUUUCUGAUUGGCCAGUCAUGACAGAUGUGGGGUUGAUCAUGUUUUUCCCCACUUGUUUUUUUUUAUUUUUUAUGUGUGUGUGUCUGCGUGAGUGGAGAAGAUUUAACAGCAAAACUGACUUUUCUUUUUUUUUAUUUAUGCAAAAUCACCUCAGAUUCCAUUGUCUAUUCUGUCUACCCUUGCUUUGCCCUUGAGGAAGGAUAUACCAUUAAAUCGUAAUGGAUUAAACACAUAAGGAUAAGAAUAAAUCUAACAUUAAUGUGCCGACUGAGACCCUCACCCCAAGAGUGCGCUGCUCUUGGACUUUUUUUUUCGUAAGUAAACAUAAAAUGACAAAAACAAAACUGUAACCAAAGUUACUGUCACGUUUACAGUGAGUUUGGGGAAAAAUCGUGCUCGUGUUCUCCUUCAUGGUGAAGAUGGCCAUGGAGACCACCAUAAUCUGGUUCAUGUUUGGAGGCUAAACGAACUUGCUGACUCUGGUGUGUGUGGUAUAAUUUGCUGUAACUUGGAUUAUAUAUACUUAGCCCUAAAGGAACCAGGUCAUUGGCUGUGAACAGACAUGUAAAUUGGAGGCCUGUGCAGUAGAUUGUAGGACUUUUUUCUGUACUGUACACCUUAAAACUGUAAACAUAUUGUAACAACACUGUUUCACACUGAGAUAAUGCUGGCUUGGCAGCAAAAAACUGUAGUUUUUAAAAAAAUUUUUAGUUCAUGUUGAGAGAGGAAAAAAUGGCUUUCCCCCCAAAGUAACGUGAACCUACAACACCCAAACCUCUUCUUUGUCCCUCGAUUGUAUGACUUGACCCUUAAAGAAAUCACCUCUUAGGACUGGUCUUGAGCUCUAGAUGCAGUCCAGGCUGCAGUGUAUAUAAUGAUGUUGUAAAUUACACUUCUCUUUUUCUUUCUCUCAUCUUAUGGCGCUCUUCACCAUUUUUAAUCUUUGAUGAAUUAAAGGUUUCACUCAACAGAUCUCUCAUUGCGCAUUGCCAUGUGUUUAUUUACCACCUUUCCUUACAUCCAUAAGGAUGCAAUCUUUCCCCUUGCAAAUAAAAUUUUAGCUCUUUUUUUUGUUAAGGCUGUAGAGGAAUAUAUCAAACAAUACAAGGAUAUUACUCAAACUACUUUAAUCAUUCAUUGGAAGAAAGAUCCAAUAAACGAGUUUGGUUCCCACAUAUUUUCCCAGCAGUUCCCUUAUUCGAUUCCAGUGCAAUGGAUUCAUAUUUGUAUUUCAGAUGAUGUAGCUAAAACUUGUUGUAAAUUCUUUUCCCCCCUUUUUUGGCUUAAAGAAUAUCAUUUAUUCCGUAUGAAAUCUUUAUACUAUAUGUUCCACGUGUUAAGAAUAAAUGUACAUUAAAUCUUGGUAAAACGUUUGUGAUGGAUUUAUUUCAACAUAGAUCAACAUUUUAUGACUUUGCAGUUGGA